GUAUAUAAAUAUUAGUUUAUUAUAUAAUUAUAUGCAGAAAGUACCAUCGAUGGUACACAUGCGUUAUUAACAGUACUAGUUAGGCCAACUGAAUUGACCGAAGACAGCAAAGUGCAAAGCCUAGCUUUCACCAAAUCGUCACUACAAACGUCACAACCCCUAUUCCAAUCUUCCAUUAAAGCCUACCCACAUGGCUGCUAAAUUGCAUGUCCCACAACUUCACAGACCUGGCCUAUCUUGCCACCAGACUGCAGUACUCUCAAACACUAACACCUCACCCUCAAGCUCCACCGCCCACCACCACCACCACCACCAUGGAGAAGUACCGCCACGUACUCCUCGUAACGUUCCCUGCGCAGGGCCAUAUAAACCCUGCUCUCCAGUUUGCCAAGCGCCUCGUUCGCUUGGGGGCGCAUGUCACCCUCGCUACCAGCGUCUCCUCCUACCGUCGCAUGACCAAAACACCUGCUCCUCAAGGUUUGUCCUUCGCCACCUACUCCGAUGGCUACGACGAUGGGUUUAAGCCUACUACUGAUGAUUUAGAGCACUACAUCUUCGCGAUUAAGCGCAGUGGCUCCAAAACUCUCACCGAUCUCAUCGUGUCCAGCGCAAACGAGGGCCGCCCCUUUCAGUACUUAGUGUACAAUAUGCUCCUGCCUUGGGCGGGGAACGUGGCCCGCGAACUUCACCUCCCGUCAGCAGUUCUCUGGAUUCAACCUGCCACGGUUUUGGACAUAUACUACUACUACUUCAAUGGCUAUGGAGACGACAUCAGGAAAAACGGCACUGAUCCCUCGUACUCGUUACAAUUACCGGGACUGCCGUUGCUCUAUGGUCGUGACCUUCCCUCCUUUUUGCUUGGUUCAAAUACGUAUACUUUUGCACUCCCAUCAUUUCAAGAGCAAUUCGAAGCACUCCAAAAAGAAAGCAACCCGAGAGUGCUUGUCAAUACCUUUGAUGGAUUAGAGCCCGAAGCCUUGAGAGUGAUCGAAAAAUUUAAUCUUGCUGCGGUUGGACCGCUGAUUCCAUCGGCCUUUUUGGACGGAAAGGAUCCAUCCGAUAAAGCUUUUGGCGGAGAUCUUUUCCAAGGCUCCAAGGAGUACUACAUCGAAUGGCUGAACUCCAAGCCUAACUCAUCUGUCAUUUACGUCUCAUUCGGGAGCAUGGCGGUGCUAGCAAAGCAGCAGAUGGAGGAAAUGGCACGCGGAUUGUUGGAUUGCGGCCGUCCCUUCUUGUGGGUCAUAAGAGCCAAGGAAAAAGGAGAAGAAGAGACAGAAGAAGAGAGAUUGAGUUGCAGAAAGGAAUUGGAGCAAAAGGGAAUGAUAGUGCCAUGGUGUUCUCAAGUGGAGGUUCUGUCACAUCCUUCAUUGGCAUGCUUUGUGACUCAUUGCGGAUGGAAUUCGAGUUUGGAGAGUUUGGUCACUGGGGUGCCAGUGGUUGCUUUCCCACAGUGGAGUGAUCAAGGAACAAACGCAAAACUGAUUGAAGAUGUGUGGAAAACAGGCUUGAGGGUGACAGCAAACAAGGAUGGCAUUGUAGAAGGUGAUGAGAUCAAGAGGUGCUUGGAAUUGGUAGCUGGAGGUGGGGAUCGAGGGGAAGAAUUGAGAAGGAAUGCUAAGAAAUGGAAGGAGUUGGCUAGGGAAGCUGCCAGGGAAGGUGGGUCUUCAUACAAAAAUCUUAAAGCUUUUGUGGAGGAGAUUGGAGGAUGUUUAUGUUAAAAAGAUACGUAUGUUUGCUGAUGAAGACAUUUGCUAAUUUAGGCUCUUUGAAGAUUCUAAUUUAGGCCCCGUAUUGAAGAUUCUAAUUUU
Messenger RNA from Juglans regia (Persian walnut), 1808 nucleotides. RefSeq names its product crocetin glucosyltransferase, chloroplastic-like. Lineage: Eukaryota; Viridiplantae; Streptophyta; Magnoliopsida; Fagales; Juglandaceae. The transcript has a single exon. The record is from RefSeq and is a predicted model, not a curated record. Gene Ontology annotation, molecular function: UDP-glycosyltransferase activity. The coding region runs from base 207 to 1718 and encodes 503 amino acids.